Molecule: messenger RNA, 255 nt
Organism: Effrenium voratum
Lineage: Eukaryota; Dinophyceae; Suessiales; Symbiodiniaceae
Source: the annotation of a GenBank genome assembly
AUGGUUUCGCAGGGCGAGCCCGGCGAGCCGCGCUUCAUCCAGGGCACCUUCGUGUUGGUCCAGACGGCGCUCUCGCUGCUGGUGGGUCUGGGCAUCGCCCUGUGCCCAAGCGUGUCCCCGCAGGGCCUAAGGCUCCACGAGGACUGGCGCGCCCGCGUGCGGCGCUGUGUGGAUCCUAAGGCCACGUUUUACCAGCUGCCCGCCCGGGGCUUGGACGAUGGCUUUGCCUCGGAUUUGCGUGUGAGUGGCGCAUGA